This is a messenger RNA of Belonocnema kinseyi, 1375 nucleotides long. RefSeq names its product splicing factor 3B subunit 3-like. Gene Ontology annotation, cellular component: U2 snRNP; nucleus. The transcript has 5 exons. The record is from RefSeq and is a predicted model, not a curated record. NCBI's taxonomy places the organism in Eukaryota, Metazoa, Arthropoda, Insecta, Hymenoptera, Cynipidae. Gene Ontology annotation, biological process: mRNA splicing, via spliceosome. The coding region runs from base 185 to 1375 and encodes 396 amino acids. Gene Ontology annotation, molecular function: protein binding; U2 snRNA binding.
CAACAAGCAAAGGAUAAAGUGCGUUUGUUAGAGACCGGUAAAAUUAUUUUAAGGAUUGAAAAAUCCGUUCGCAUCCAGAAUGUUUUCGGUCAUGCUUUCCUGAAAAAGCAUGACUGGCCAAAAAGGUGUGAAUGCGAAUGAUCAGUCUAUUAAUUAAUCUGAAGUUGUAAAGCCUCUCAGAAAAAUGUAUCUCUAUAAUCUGACGCUUCAACGUGCCACCGGCAUUACGCAUGCCGUGCAUGGAAAUUUUUCCGGGAGCAAAAUGCAGGAAAUCCUCGUUUCCCGGGGAAAGUCGCUCGAGUUGCUGAGGCCGGAUCCAAACACGGGAAAAGUGCACACCUUACUAACCGUGGAGGUUUUUGGAAUAAUCCGAUCGUUGAUGGCUUUUAGGCUGACGGGCGGCACAAAAGAUUAUAUCGUCGUCGGAACGGAUUCGGGACGAAUUGUCAUUUUGGAAUACAAUCAAACCAAAAAUGUAUUUUCUAAGGUGCAUCAGGAAACUUUCGGAAAGAGUGGCUGCAGGAGAAUCGUGCCUGGACAAUACUUGGCCAUCGAUCCGAAAGGACGUGCAGUUAUGAUCGGUGCAAUCGAGAAGCAAAAGCUAGUCUACAUUUUAAACAGAGAUCCAGAGGCGCGACUCACCAUUUCUUCACCACUGGAGGCACACAAAAGCAAUACUUUAGUUUAUCAUACUGUCGGGGUCGAUGUCGGUUUUGAAAAUCCAAUGUUCGCUUGCCUUGAAAUCGAUUACGAGGAAGCCGACAGUGAUCCAACCGGAGACGCUGCAGUAAGAACCCAACAAACCCUGACUCUCUACGAACUUGAUUUAGGUUUAAAUCACGUUGUGCGUAAAUACAGUGAGCCCCUCGAGGAGCACGCAAAUUUCCUUGUGUCGGUUCCGGGUGGAAAUGACGGACCGAGUGGUGUUCUCAUUUGUUCGGAAAAUUAUCUGACUUACAAAAAUUUGGGAGACCAGCACGACAUUCGUUGUCCAAUCCCAAGGCGGAGGAACGAUUUGGACGAUCCUGAGCGGGGAAUGAUUUUCGUUUGCUCGGCGACACACAAAACCAAAAGCAUGUUCUUUUUCCUCGCUCAGACCGAGCAAGGCGAUAUUUUUAAGAUCACUUUGGAGACUGACGAGGACAUGGUCACUGAAAUUAAACUUAAGUAUUUUGACACUGUACCUGUAGCAUCCAGUAUGUGCGUACUCAAGACUGGAUUUUUAUUCGUUGCUUCCGAAUUCGGCAAUCAGGAUCCAGGAGUAUAUCAAGUUCCUUGUUCCUGUGGCAAAGUCUAUAAUGGAGAAACCGGGAGAGCAGUGAGCCAACGCAUAAAGGAACAUGAGAGUAAAGUCAGGCUAAAACAUUUCACGUAA